Naumovozyma castellii is the source of this 2721-nucleotide messenger RNA. RefSeq names its product Sov1p (gene SOV1). The transcript has a single exon. The record is from RefSeq and is a predicted model, not a curated record. The coding region runs from base 1 to 2721 and encodes 906 amino acids. NCBI's taxonomy places the organism in Eukaryota, Fungi, Ascomycota, Saccharomycetes, Saccharomycetales, Saccharomycetaceae.
AUGAGAAGAUCACUAGGUCUUCCACUACGCCUAGGUGUAAGAUGGAUACCUCAAACUGUGAUAGCAGGACCAAUACGAAGAUUUUACAGAAAAGGGCCUGAGUUGCCGCAAUCUGAUAAUCUUCAACCUAAGGCAUCUCAUUCGAAAGAUCAAUCUACCGAAGUAAAAACUCCCCCGUUAUUUGCUUCAUCCAAUAAAGAGAGGCUAGAAGACUUUCUUAGUCCUGACGUACAAGAAAAAUUUGGUUUCCAAGAACUAGAUAAAGUGAGUUCUGUCGAGGAAACUUUCUUACAAUAUUUAAAGUUUAUUAGUAAAGGGUUUAAAAAAAGUAGCAAGCAUCUUAAUCGACUACAAACUGAUUUAAGUAAACGAACUUUAACUUCCAAUAAAAAAUUAUCACUUUUGUUUGAUUAUCUACUGAUAGAAUCCGAUUUGGAAAUUAAGCGUCUUAAGCAAGGUCAUAUCGAGGGUACUGAUGGCGAGACCUCUCAUAUCCCUUUAGCAGAUGACGAAGCUGAAUCAAUGAUCAUGAAUGAUGUUUUUAAAUCGUUGGAUUCGAAUGAUGGACCCAACAAAAAGUAUUUGCACAAUACAGAUUUUCUUUAUAAGAUAAUGACCGAUUUGAAUGUCAAUGAUGAAAUUAAAAUCAAGACGGAUAUUCUUUCCAUCGAUCAAAUGGUACGGGCUUUUGAGCUUGCCAAAUCAAUGCCCACAGAGGGAAGAAAGCAAAGGGGUAUACUUCUAGCGGGGAAAUUAUUAUACUCAUUAAAGAAAGUUCGAAUGGAUCCCAUUAAUGAAUCUCUCUAUAUUGAUUCACUAUUAAGAUAUCGUUUGUUUAAAUCAGCUUAUGAAUUAUUCAACAGUCGGAAACCACAAUUCAGAAAAAGAUGGUGGUAUGAAUUGGGAUUGAUGAUUUUACUCCGAUCCAAUCAACUUAAAUCGUUUGCGAGACUACUAGAAGAAGUGGAUAAGCAAUUUAAAAAUGAUAUUUAUCUAAACCCUCGUGUAAUAAGACUUGCAAUUAAGAAAUAUUUAAAUUCUGGCAACCCUCUCAAGGCAAUGAAGUUUAAAGAUAGAUUUCUUUCCAUUAUCGAUGAGCAUGGCAUCAGUAUAAAUAGAAAUACUGAUGAGAAUCAAAACGUCAGAAAUUUUCAAGAAGAGGAUGACGUUUUAUUAUUCCUGGAUGAGUUAGAAUUGCCAACAACGAAUGACUACAUGGCGAUUAUCGAGAGUUUUCUACAUAAGAAAGAUUUGAAAACGGCAUUUAAACUUAUUGCCAAAUAUUUAGAAAUCCCAGGAAUCUCGGAGGAGAACCUGAAAGAUUUGAUAACCUUAACUAAGUUUAAUCUUCUCUCUAAUUUUGAAACACUUAAAAAAUCCAUUAAACCCUUUAUCAACAGCAAUGCUGCUAUUGAGAAACUGGCAAUGUUAGAACCACUUUUUAGUAGAAUAGUAGAAGAAUUUAACAAAGCCCCUGUAGGAAGGGAACUGCUGUUUGAAAAUGUUGCGCAAUUAGCGUCUAACCCAUUAUUAACAGGAACUGUCGAAGAAUUUGUCGUUAAGGAUAUUUCUUCAAUGAAUGAUAAACUAGGGACAUCUAAAGAAGAUUCAUCAACUCCAGACUCCAAAAAAUUUUACGCAUUAUUGAGAGUUAUGCUAGCAUCUAAAAAAGAGAAUGUUGCGUUAACAAUUCUCGAAAAAAUGGAAGAAUCAUUACAGAAAAGUCAGAAAGACCAAACGUAUUUAGGAAGUCAGUUUUAUGCCGAAGCUAAUGCCCAUCAUUAUGCACAAUUUAUUGAAUAUUAUACUCUAUUAUCUAGAACAGCUAAUAGAAGAAAACGUCCAUUUUAUGAAGGAAAGGUUAGCGAUAUCAUUGAUAGAAUGUCUGACUUAAAAGUUGAAACAAAUUCAGAAUUCUUAGUUAAACUGCUAACGUUUUAUAGAGAAACUCAAAAUAUGAACAGAUGUUUCGAAAUUAUUAACCCCAUACUCAAAUCAAAAUUAUUUGAAACAACAAUGCCGGACGUUAGUAGAUCGCAUACUUAUAAAUCCAGAAAUAUUACUAAGGCGCUAUACUCUGAAAUUUGGAAAGGGUAUUUUGAGUAUUACAAGAUAUUCAAUAAAGAGCUGUUGAGAGUUAAGAAAAAUUCUAAUUAUGAUACAUGGAAGCACAACUCUAAGAAUAUUAUUGGAGAAACUGAAGUUCAUCCAGAAUUUUCCACAAGAUUAUUAUUGAAACUUAUGGUUAAGCAAGACAAUAUUAUGCCUGACCCAAUUUUCUUUUAUUCUAUCAUAAGAACAUUUGUUAAACAAAGGGAUUGGGAUGUAAUUCCUGUUGUUUUAUCUAUGAUGGUAAAACAAUUUGAUACCAAAGUGGGGAAAAUUCAUAUGGAAUAUAUAAUGCGGGCUUUGAAGAAGGAAUAUGUUAUUGUAGAAACUAAUAAGAACCGUACUAAUGAUAAGGACUUCGAAAUAACUCGAAUAGCUGCUAAGGAAGAAAUUAUAAGGCAAAAGAAAGAAGGAUUGAUUCUAAAACAAAUUAAGCCAAAUCAAGUGUUUUACAAAAGACUCCUGGUUGAAAUAAUACGUUUCUUAAGGUUUAGGGAGUCAGUGACGUAUAGCUUUGAAGAAACGUUCACUUUUUAUGACAAUAUGGAUAUUGAUAAGCAUGAUUUCAAAAAGUCACUAACGAACGUAAGCAAGUCUAGUGACAAUAAUUAA